AUGGUUUACCACAGGCCCGCCGACGAGGCAGAGAAGGUUGUAGCGCAUGCUCUGAACAUUGGGAUUCGGCAGAUCGACUCGGCGCCAAUCUAUGAGAACGAAGCGCCUUGCGGCGCCGCGAUCAGGAAAAGCGGCAUCCCGCGCGACCAAAUCUUUUACGUCUCCAAAGUGUGGCCGAAUCGAAUGAGCUACGAGAACGCGAAACAGGACGUCGACACCACGCUUGCCACUGCCGGUCUAGACUAUGUUGACUUGUACAUCAUACAUGCACCAUACGGUGGCAAGGAAGCUCGAUGUGGAGCGUGGAAAGCCCUGGUCGAGGCCCAACAGGCUGGCAAAGUCCGCUCGAUCGGUGUCUCAAACUAUGGCGUCCACCACCUGGAAGAGCUGAAGGAGUAUAUUGCGGAACUUGAGAAGGAGGGUGGAGAGGGUGCUGGAGGCAAGAUCAGCGUCGGGCAGUGGGAGCUUCACCCGUGGCUCGCCAGGCCAGACAUCACCGAGUGGUGCAGACGGAACGGAGUGCUUUGCCAGGCGUACAGUCCUCUCGCCCGAGGGCAACGCAUGGAAGAGCCUGUCCUUCACAAACUCGGAGAGAAGUACCAUAAGUCGCCUGCGCAGAUUCUUGUGCGCUGGAGCUUGCAGAAGGGCUUCUCUCCGUUGCCGAAGUCAGUCUCAAUGAAGCGAAUCGAGGAGAAUGCAGACGUCUUUGACUUUGAACUGACGAAGGAAGACAUGGCGGAGUUGGAUCUCAAAGAUGUAUAUGCUCCUUCGACUUGGGAUCCUACAACAUCCCAUGACUAG
Messenger RNA from Cladophialophora immunda, 801 nucleotides. RefSeq lists its product as uncharacterized. The coding region runs from base 1 to 801 and encodes 266 amino acids. Lineage: Eukaryota; Fungi; Ascomycota; Eurotiomycetes; Chaetothyriales; Herpotrichiellaceae. The record is from RefSeq and is a predicted model, not a curated record. Gene Ontology annotation, molecular function: oxidoreductase activity. The transcript is spliced from 4 exons.